AUGAAGGAGGUUGUGAGAGCGGAGGUGUUGAAGCUAGUAAAUGCCGGUAUUAUAUAUGCCAUUUUUGAUAGCUCAUGGGUGAGUCCGGUGCAAGUGGUGCCAAAGAAGGGUGGCAUGACGGUAGUUAAGAAUGAGAAAAAUGAGCUCAUUCCAACUUGCAUGGUAACGGGGUGGCGAGUGUGUAUUGAUUAUAGGAAGCUCAACAAGGCCACCCGAAAAGACCAUUUUCCUUUGCCCUUCAUUGAUCAAAUGCAAGAUCGAUUGGCGGGGCACAAGUAUUAUUGCUUCCUUGAUGGCUAUUCAGGCUAUAACCAAAUUGUCAUUGCCCCGGAGGACCAGAAGAAGACAACAUUCACUUGUCCAUAUGGUACAUUCGCCUUUCGCUGGAUGCCUUUUGGGUUGUGCAAUGCGCCAGCUACCUCCAACGGUGCACGAUGGCCAUCUUUGCUGACAUGGUGGAGAAUAUUAUGGAGAUGUGUAGAGACAAACCUUCUGUUUAAUUGGGAGAAGUGCCACUUCAUGGUGAAGGAGGGGAUUGUCCUUGGUCACCGAGUCUCAUCGCUAGGUUUGGAAGUGGAUCGAGCCAAGAUUGUCAUAAUUGAGAAUUUACCACCACCAACAAAUGUGAAGCGAAUUCGAACCUUCAAUAUGCUUAAGGAAAAGCUCAUAGCGACCCCUAUCCUCAUCGUUCCCAAUUGGAGUGAACCCCUCCAGAUCAUGUGCGACGCUAGUGACUAUGCUAUUGGAGCCGUACUUCGCCAACGGAAGGAAAAUUUUUUUCGGGCAAUCUGCUAUUCAAGCUGUACUCUCAAUGAGGUCCAAGAGAAUUACAUAACAACUGAGAAGGAGAUGGUUGCGGUGGUCUACUCAUGCGACAAGUUCCGGCCUUACAUCAUUGGGUCCAAGGUUAUUGUAUUUACGGACCAUGCGGCCAUCCGAUGGGUCUUACUGCUACAAGAGUUCGAUUUGGAGAUCCGGGACAAGCGAGGCAUUGAAAAUGUGGUAGCCGACCAUCUAUCUCGCCUUGAAGGGGUUGUUGAUGAACAAGGAGCUUCUUUCAUUCUAGAGUCUUUCCCGGAUGAGAAAUUGUGCGCAGUUGAGGCAAAGCUCCCGUGGUAUGUUAAUUUUGUCAAUUAUCUUGUGUGUAAAGCUUUGCCACCGGGUUUGACCUCUCAACCAAAAAAGAAGUUCAUGCAUGAUGUGAAGCACUACAUUUGGGAUGACCCCAUUCUUUUCGAACGAUGCGCCGAUCAAGCCAUUCGGAGGUGUGUGCCAGAAAAGGAGACCCAGAUAUCUUGUUUCAUUGCCAUUCAUCCCCCGUCGGUGGGCACUUUGGAGUUGCACAAACCGCUGCUAAGGUUCUUGAGAGUGGGUUCUAUUGGCCUAUUUUGCACCGGGAUUGUCAUGAAUUCGUCAAACACUGUGACCUGUGAAAAUUUUGAGGCCAUUGCAACUCCUACAAAUGAUGCUUGGGUGUUUGUCAAGUUUAUUCAAAAGAACAUUUUCUCACGUUUUGGCACACCUAGAGCUAUACUUAGUGAUGAAGGCACUCACUCUGCCAACAUGGUGUUUGAUGCACUCAUGGCCAAGUACGGAGUGUGGCACAAGAUGGCCCUUUCUUACCAUCCUCAAUCCAAUGGCCAAGCGGAGAUUUCCAAUCGGGAGAUCAAGCUUAUCAUGGAGAAGAUUGUGCAAUCAAAUCGGAAGGAUUGGUCCAACAAGCUCUACGACGCUUUAUCGGCGUAUAGGACGGCUUUCAAGACACCUAUCCACAUGUCUCUAUACCGGUUGGUGUUUGGGAAGGCGUGUCAUCUACCUUUUGAGCUUGAACACCAGCCGAAUUGGGCCAUUAAGAAGCUCAACUUUGAUUUGAAGGCCUCGGGAGAGAAAAGACUCAUUCAACUCAAUGAAUUGGAGGAGAUUCGUAAUGAGGCGUAUGAGAAUGUGAGGAUUUACAAUGAGCGCACAAAGCAAUGGCAUGAUAAGAGGAUCCUCCGCCUCGACUUCAUUCUAGGAGAGAAGGUACUUCUAUUCAACUCUCACCUUACACUCUUUCCCGGAAAGCUCAAAUCUUAG
Molecule: messenger RNA, 2076 nt
Organism: Morus notabilis
Lineage: Eukaryota; Viridiplantae; Streptophyta; Magnoliopsida; Rosales; Moraceae
Exons: 5
Coding region: 1-2076 (691 amino acids)
Biological process (GO): DNA integration
Molecular function (GO): nucleic acid binding
Source: RefSeq, a predicted model, not a curated record